Molecule: messenger RNA, 732 nt
Organism: Linderina pennispora
Lineage: Eukaryota; Fungi; Kickxellomycota; Kickxellomycetes; Kickxellales; Kickxellaceae
Exons: 1
Coding region: 399-593 (64 amino acids)
Source: RefSeq, a predicted model, not a curated record
AAACUGGCAAAGUCUACUAUUCAGCGCAUUUAGUCGCGCUACAGUCUGCAUAUGCUGGAAACCACCAGUGGAUGUGUGCUCAAUAAAUAACAAAGUUCUAGCAGUAAGCAGUCUGGCUGUGCCUGACAUUUUGUCCGCAAGUAGCAGUGACCAAGAGGAGCCUGAAUGAGUAGUUGGGCGGAAUAUAUGCCUAGUUGCGGAAUAACUACCAUACCGCAAAGCGGUAGGUCUGAUUUCAGCCUUGGAACCGCAGCAUGAAAAUGGACGAUCGCUUUGGUGGUUAGUGGCCCGACCUUACUUCAAUGCUCAGGACCACUGCAGCUGUCUAUUUAUUUUCUGAACCUCCGAAAUUAUUUCUCUCAGUUUCUUCCAGCAACUGCUACUACCUAUUUUGCGGCAUGCCUUCGCUCGCUCAGAAUCUGCCUACGCUUAUCCUCGAGAGGAUUGUAGAUGUGUACGUCGGCGAUAUCAUUCCCGAUGAUCCCACCAUUGGUGCUUGCUUCUGCAAACCCUAUAUUCGCAUCGCUGUCCUACUUGCUACCUGCCGUUGGUGGCGAGAGGCUGCACUAGAUAAGCUUUACAAAGGCAACUAGUGGUGUGGCAUGGAUGAUUAUUGUCAUCGUGAGAUGAUCGAUUGCUGUGAGCGCCCACUGACAUGCGAACUGAAGGGGCAAAUGUCUGCUGGGGAUAUCAUGCGCGUGAAGAAAUUAGAGCUCCAUUGGAAUAUUAGCG